This is a messenger RNA of Hippopotamus amphibius kiboko, 552 nucleotides long. RefSeq names its product reprimo like (gene RPRML). The coding region runs from base 1 to 351 and encodes 116 amino acids. The record is from RefSeq and is a predicted model, not a curated record. Lineage: Eukaryota; Metazoa; Chordata; Mammalia; Artiodactyla; Hippopotamidae. The transcript has a single exon.
AUGAACGCGACCUUCCUGAACCACAGCGGCCUGGAGGCGGUGGGUGGCUUGGGCGGCGGCGGCGGGGCUGUCCUGGGGAACCGCAGCCACGGGCUGGGCUGCUGCCCCGGGGGCGCGCCGCUGUCCGCCAGUGACGGGGUCCCGGCCGGGCUGGCGCCGGACGAGCGCAGCCUGUGGGUGUCGCGCGUGGCGCAGAUCGCCGUGCUCUGCGUGCUGUCGCUCACCGUGGUCUUCGGCGUUUUCUUCCUGGGCUGCAACCUGCUCAUCAAGUCGGAGAGCAUGAUUAACUUUCUGAUGCAGGAGCGCCGGCCUUCCAAGGACGUGGGCGCUGCCAUCCUGGGGCUGUACUGAGCGCCGCCUCGGCCUGCCCUCGCCAGCGUGGCUGGAAGAAGACGGAGAAGGGAGCCCAGGACCCUAGUUCCCCCUCCCCGGGCUCUGCCGCCGCCUCCCAGCGGGCAGCGCAAGGGGCUGCGACGAGCCACCGGGCGCCCGGUCCCGGGACACUGCGGGACUCUAGGCGGCGGCGCGGGAAGGGACUUCCACACCCGACUA